GACGGUUCUUCAAAUGUUCCAAUAUCGCCACUUAUUCAUUCUAAUCCUGCUAUCAAGUAAAAGUGUUAAAAAUGCAGUCGAUUGGUUAUUUUUGUCUUGCCAUUUGCGCAUUCGUAUUAGUACAGGCUGUACAAUACAAGAAGAAAACAUACGGUGGAUAUGGCCGUAGAGCUGGAUACGCUGGGGGUAAUGGAUAUGCAGGUGGUAAUGGAUAUGCUGGCGGAAAUGGAUAUGCUGGUGGAAAUGAAUAUGAUGCCCUAACUGGAUAUAAUGGUGGUAGUAACGGAUAUAAUGGUGGUGACUAUGUUGACUUUGCCCAACCUGAAAGCCAAAAUGGUUAUGGAAACGAAAAUGGUUAUGCUGGAAAUGGAUACGGUGCAAGAAAAUCAUACGGAAAGCCUUCAUACGGCGAAGAACGCAAAUCAUACGGCAAAGAGCGCAAAGGUGGCUACUAAGGAUCCUAUCAACAACAUGCAACUGAAAUUCCGACAACUCAUAUGUGUUAAUAUAUUGAUUCGAAC
Messenger RNA from Mytilus trossulus (common blue mussel), 521 nucleotides. RefSeq names its product heterogeneous nuclear ribonucleoprotein A3 homolog 2-like. NCBI's taxonomy places the organism in Eukaryota, Metazoa, Mollusca, Bivalvia, Mytilida, Mytilidae. Bases 72 to 455 code for a protein of 127 amino acids. The transcript is spliced from 5 exons. The record is from RefSeq and is a predicted model, not a curated record.